Hyla sarda is the source of this 1630-nucleotide messenger RNA. RefSeq names its product beta-4C adrenergic receptor-like. Gene Ontology annotation, biological process: adenylate cyclase-activating adrenergic receptor signaling pathway; norepinephrine-epinephrine-mediated vasodilation involved in regulation of systemic arterial blood pressure; positive regulation of heart contraction. Gene Ontology annotation, cellular component: membrane. The transcript has a single exon. NCBI's taxonomy places the organism in Eukaryota, Metazoa, Chordata, Amphibia, Anura, Hylidae. The record is from RefSeq and is a predicted model, not a curated record. The coding region runs from base 98 to 1351 and encodes 417 amino acids. Gene Ontology annotation, molecular function: beta3-adrenergic receptor activity; beta1-adrenergic receptor activity; epinephrine binding.
CGUUCUACCUGCUCCAUGGGGCAGCAGUGCCCUCUCUGCACUCACCACCACCAGGACUGAGCUGCUGGUAGAAGGACCCACCAUCCUACCCCUCACCAUGGCUCCAUGCCAGGAGGUCAACUUCUCGGAUCUUCUCUUAAACCUGAGCUCCAGCCCUGGCAGUAGCAGCAGUAGAAGUGGGCACAGCCUGACCCUCUCCGAGAAGUGGGUGGUAGGAGCAGCCUUGGCUUUCAUGAUCCUGAUCAUCGUCUUUGGAAACCUUCUGGUCAUCAUUGCCAUAGCCAAGACUCCAAGGUUGCAAACCAUGACCAACGUGUUCAUCACUUCCUUGGCUUGUGCUGACUUGAUCAUGGGAGUUCUGGUGGUGCCACCUGGUGCCACCAUCCUCAUCACCGGGGACUGGCUGUAUGACACCAUUGUGUGUGAGCUGUGGACCUCUGUGGAUGUCCUGUGUGUCACAGCCAGCAUAGAGACCUUGUGUGUCAUAGCUGUGGACAGAUACAUCGCCAUCACCUCCCCUUUAAAGUAUGAGAUGUUGGUGACCAAAGCCAGGGCAAGGCUGGUAGUCUGUUUUGUAUGGGCAGUAUCUGCCUUGAUCUCCUUCUUGCCCAUCAUGAACCACUGGUGGAGAGAUACCAAUAACCAAGUUGCCCAGGACUGUUACAAUGAUCCCAAAUGCUGUGAUUUUGUCACCAACAUGCCCUAUGCCAUCGUAUCGUCCACCAUCUCCUUCUACGUGCCCCUGGUCAUCAUGAUCUUCGUCUAUGGCAGGGUAUUUAUAGUGGCAUCCAAACAAGUCAACCUCAUAGAGAAGGACAAGGUGAGGUUCAACAAUGGGACACCAGUGCCUUCCACCAAAAACAGGAGGACUUCCAAAAGGAGACCCUCAGGGUUAUUGGCCAUCAAAGAGCACAAAGCCCUCAAGACUUUGGGUAUUAUCAUGGGCACCUUCACCCUCUGUUGGCUCCCCUUCUUUGUGGCCAACAUCAUCAAAGUCUUCUGCACUGCCUUAAUAGAUGCCCGCAUCUUCUUGUUCUUGAACUGGUUGGGCUAUGUCAACUCAGGACUAAACCCCAUCAUCUACUGUAGGAGUCCAGAUUUUAGGAAAGCCUUUAAGAAACUCUUGUGUUGCCCCAGGGCAGAAAGAAAGCUCCACGCUUUGUUCAAAGACCCUAAAAGGUGCCAGUAUGCUUCUAGCAACCUGAGCUGUGACGGGACCAAGCACUUGCCAGAUGCCGAAAUGGGCAAUGGAAGCCUUAGCAGUAGUAGUCGAUGUAGCAGCAGGACUGAGGAGACCAGCCUGAAGAACAGCCCUGGCAACUCCCACCUCCAUGACCAGCCUGACCUGUAAGCAGGGGUCAAGUCCUGGGAAGAAAGUGUAAGGAACUCGCCCACGAUUUUCACUCAAGGGCUGGUCCUGCAGGACUCCUGCUAAUGGGAACGAUGUUCCUGUGGUGGAAAAAGUGCAGGAACUCAGUUCCCAAUGCAUUCCUGCAGGACUUGAGAUCUGCCUGUAAGCCACUGAAUGGAGUCCUCACUCCAUUGAGUCCUCACUCUAUUGAGUCCCCACUCCAUUGAGCCCCCACUCCAUUGAGUCCUCACUCUAUUGAGUCCUCACUCUAUUGAGUCC